UUUUGCCGUUAUCUUCUUCCAGUUCUUUUCAGAAACCCUAUCCAUUCAAUAAAAAGUGUUUUCCUCUACUACAACACUGCAACUCCUUGGCGCCAUUAACAACGGCCACUUUUCUUUAAAUCUCUGUAACAACCCCAGAAAAAGGGGGGAAAUGAGUGCUUGCAAUAGUCUAAUUCGUACAUAUUUAUCUAAUCUUCAUUGUAAACUUGACUUAAACCCUAAACCCUUCUCUCUUCCUCUUUCACUUCGCCCCCUUACUUCAGUUCCUUUUUGCAGUCCAAUUAGUGCUAGUAGAACCCGAACGAGGUCUUUCUCGGCUUUACAAGAAGUAGCCCCUUUAGAAGAUGAAACCCCGGAUGAUUCGGCAAAGGACACCGUGGAACGCCUGCUGACUCACCAAGACGAUGUUUCAAAGAUGAUGAAAAUGGAGAGGAAAUCGGGAAUGGAUAUCCAUAGUAAGCUUUGGUUUCCUUACUUCGAUAGGUUUAUCUGUGGGACUGAAUCCCUGAGCAGCAGGGAAGUUAUAGAGGCGAUCGAACCUGCCUUGAUGGAGGAGAGGAAAGAAAGGUUGAAGAGGGUGGUGAGAAAUAGGAGCUAUUCAGUUUGCUUAGUGGUGGAAGGGUUGUCUGAUUUCGGAAAUGUUUCGGCCACGUUCAGGUCUGCCGAUGCCCUUGGCUUGCAGUCAGUUCAUGUCGUAUCAUGUGACAGCUCGAAAAGAUACAGAGAAAACCGACAUGUUAGCAUGGGUGCAGAGAAAUGGUUGGAUAUCGAACUUUGGAACUCUCCCAAGGUUUUUGAAGUUCUAAAAUCACGCGGUUACCGGAUCGCCACACACAUAGGAAUGGAUGCGGUAUCCAUAUAUGACAUGGAUUGGUCAAGGCCAACUGCUAUUGUAGUUGGGAAUGAAAAUAGGGGAAUAAGUGAUGAGGCACUGGAACUGUCGGAUUUGCAUUGCAGUAUUCCGAUGAAAGGCAUGGUUGACUCUUUCAAUGUUUCAGUGGCCGCUGGCAUAGUCAUGCACCAAGCUGUAUGUGACAGAACAAUGCGCCUGGGUUGCCAUGGUGAUUUGAGUGAUGAUGAAAGCCAAAUCUUACUUGCGGAGUUCUUAUUGCGUCAUAAUAAUAGCUCGAUCAACAUAGCUCACGAGUAUGCUAAGCGAAAGGCCCGUAUACCUCCCAUAGCAAGACUAUGAUGGAGCAGUCAAAGCAACGGAUGAUUUAUGUACGAUUAUGAUACAUUUCAUCUCCAAAGUCUCGGUAGAUGUUGCAGCCAAGAAGUGAAGAACAGCAGUUUGAUAAAUUCAUAUUAAACCAUCUUAGAAAGGAAGGGUGAGUGAUUGAGUUAACUCAGAUAUGCUAGAGUUGUCAGAUGCAAUGGACUGAGUUAAAAGAAUUGUGAUUUUUUAUUGUAGCUGAUGCAGUAUUCACAGUCU
This is a messenger RNA of Hibiscus syriacus, 1432 nucleotides long. RefSeq names its product tRNA (guanosine(18)-2'-O)-methyltransferase-like. Lineage: Eukaryota; Viridiplantae; Streptophyta; Magnoliopsida; Malvales; Malvaceae. The record is from RefSeq and is a predicted model, not a curated record. Gene Ontology annotation, molecular function: RNA binding. Gene Ontology annotation, biological process: tRNA guanine ribose methylation.